This is a messenger RNA of Brassica oleracea var. oleracea, 468 nucleotides long. RefSeq lists its product as uncharacterized. The record is from RefSeq and is a predicted model, not a curated record. Lineage: Eukaryota; Viridiplantae; Streptophyta; Magnoliopsida; Brassicales; Brassicaceae. The transcript has 2 exons. Bases 1 to 468 code for a protein of 155 amino acids.
AUGUCUGCCCCUACUGAUACUCAUCUGCAAGCAGCAUAUAUAGUACUUCGUUACUUGAAGAAUGAUCCAACUCAAGGUCUGUUUUACUCUGCGAACUCGGCACUGAAGCUUACUGCUUACUCUGACUCUGACUGGGCUGCUUGUCUUGACUCACGGCAGUCUAUCACCGGGUACUGUGUCUUUCUUGGUGACUCUUUGAUCUUGUGGCGGUCCAAGAAGCAACAUAAAAUAUCUCGGAGUAGUUCUGAAGCUGAAUACAGAGCUAUGGCAGAUGCAACUUUGUAUCAUGAGCGUACGAAGUACGUUGAGAUUGAUUGCCAUGUGGUCCGUGAGAAGCUACAAAGCGGGUUCUUGAAGACUAUACAUGUUCAGUAUGCGCUCCAACUUGCUGAUAUUUUGACAAAGGCUGUUCAACCGGCUCUGUUCAAAUCAUUGCUUGGCAAGAUUGGAAUACACAUUCCAUCUUGA